This is a messenger RNA of Panicum virgatum (switchgrass), 3317 nucleotides long. Its product is annotated as serine/arginine repetitive matrix protein 2. The transcript has 14 exons. Lineage: Eukaryota; Viridiplantae; Streptophyta; Magnoliopsida; Poales; Poaceae. The record is from RefSeq and is a predicted model, not a curated record. Bases 86 to 2935 code for a protein of 949 amino acids.
GCGGGACAGACCAGAGGGCAGAAGAGGAAAAAUCCACCGCCGCAUAGCUCGCGCUUCCUCCCCCAAGCCCAGCAUCUCCGCCUCCAUGGACGCGUAUCACCAGCAGCGCCGCUUCGCCGGCUCCGGCGACGCGCCUCUGCCACCGCAGCAGCCGCCUCACCCCUCCCACCCGAACGCCCACUGGUACCCGGCGGCGCCGCCACCGUACCCUUCCCACCCCAGCCGCCCCUACCCUCCGCAACACCACCACCAUUGGGGGCCGCCUCCCGACCUCCAGCAACAGCCCCAGCGUCAUCCUCCGCCGCUGCAACAGCAGCUCUACGGGUAUCAACAGCCUCCCCCGCCGAUUGCGAUACAGCAGCAGCCGCCGCCGCCUCCUCCUCCUGGGAACCCCUGGCCUCCUCACAACGCCUCCGGCCAGCCCCCGCCGCCUAGCUACCCUCCUCCGCCGCAGGGGCAGGCUUGGACCAAUCAUUCAUGGGCUCAAAAUCAUGGAUACCCAGGUCAAUGCAAUGAGGAAGAUUGGGCUACAAAGGCUAAAGCAUGGAUUGCUGCUAAGUCUGUUAUGGGAAACCACCAGAUUGAACAGCAUGCCAUAUCCACAAGUAGAACUGAAAGUCAUCAUAAUGGUUACCAUGAUCAGUACUGGCAACCAGCUGGUCUGCCAACAGAAGUUACAGAACAUUUGCACCCACCACUUCCUCAAUCAAGUAACGAUCAUAUGCCAUUUCCAAUGACAGGUCAACACAGGGAAACAAACCAUUUGUUAGAUAGAGGUCCAAUGGUGUCUCCAGCACAGACUUUUGGUUCAUUUCCAUCCACCUAUGAACAGGAGGUAUCUUAUAAUUAUUCUUCUGCUCCAGGUAAUGGGAAUAAUAUGCUUCAAUAUCCAAACUCUCAAGGACAGUCAUUUCCAACUGCCUCUACUGUUCAAGGUGGAUUCCCACAGGCUCCCCCUAGUAUGCCUGCAGUUCCCUUGGCGGAGCAGCCUCCUUUUGGGCAUGAACAACAGUCAGUUGAUCCGAGUGACCAACCUCUCGAAUUUAACAGCCGGAAAGCUCCUGAUGUGGUAGUCCAUACGAAUGUCAAUUCUACUAUCCCAGCUGCUCCAAUGCUGGCAUCUAAUUAUGAUGUAGUUACUACAUCUACUCAUUCAUGGACGCCAUCAGCUACAGUAGGGUUUAUGCCUCGGGCUCCAUUGCCACCACAAGCAGCACAGAUGGAUCCUCAUGCAGCCCCACUCUUUGGAGUAGCCUCUAGUUCAAACUAUGUUCCACCUGCAGCAUUUGGUGUUGGUAGUGUAACAGAAGUGUUCCCUACAGAUCCAAACACUCCUUUCAGUGUUGCAGAAAAAUCAAAGAAACGUCCAGUACCUAACUGGCUUCGAGAGGAACUCUUAAAGAAAAAAUCAGCACCAUCAAGUGCUUCAGCACAACACCCAACAAACCUAAAUUCCAUGGAAUCUCAUGAUGCAGAACCACCUCUAGGAAUACCUGACCAAAGUGACAGCAGAAGUAACGAUUCAGCUAAAUCCACUGAAGGCAAUGAAGAUGAUGAGGAUGAAAUUGAAGCAUCUCGAGUGGCAGCAAUCAAUCGGGAAAUUAAGCAUGUUUUAACUGAAGUCCUUUUGAAGGUUACUGAUGAUCUUUUUGAUGAGAUUGCAACAAAAGUGUUGAACGAGGAUGAUUCAUCUGCUGAAUCCAAUGAGCCCGCUGGUGUUUUUGGCUCAAAGGAACUUGGUCUGGGAGAGGCAAGAACCAAGACCUCAGCUAAAAUUCUUCUCCCUGCUAAGCCAACAAACAUCAGCUCUAGUGAUUAUAAAAUUAGUAAUGGGUUAAGUUCCCCUAAAGGUGCUCUUCUUGGUCUGGCUAGUUAUGAUUCAGAUGAUGACGACGAUGACAAUGAUAGCAAGGAUAAGAUUCCAAUAUCAGAUUUAUCAGCUAAUGCUGGUGUUGCAAAUACUGAAGAAGGUGAUAAAAGCACUCUUGGUAAAGAACACAUGAAUCAUGAUGGAAAAAAAUUGUCACUCGGAAGCACUUCAUCAGGAGAAAAUCUUAAAUCUAUUAACAAAAACUCUCAAAGGAGCACAAAGGUGGAACCUGAACGAGAGCAUAUUCAGGACAUACAGAAUGGAGAGUUUCCUGUAGAUGCCAAAACUUAUAUCAAGCCAAAUAGUGCAGUUGAUAAAAUGUAUGAGAAAGCAGACAGGUAUGCGGCAGUAGAUGUCCAAAACAGGAAAACCUCUUCUAACAAUCGCGCUGAAAAGUAUGAUGAUUUGGAAAGCAGUCACAGGCAUUUAGAAAAAAGCAGCAAAGACUUUGUUAAAGAGGUGAAGACUGAUCAUGCAAAAGAACAUGAAUCUUCUACUGCAAAAAAAUAUAAUAAUGACGACAAGUACAGCAUCCAUGGAAAUGUUGAUAAAAAGAGUAGCUUUAAGGAGGGAAAAGGUUCUGACAGGACUGCAAAGCAUGAAUCGAACACAAGGGACUCCAGAAGUAACUCUAAGUACGAUGGUGCCAAGGCAGAUCGAAAGGAUUUUCCGAAGGAUACGAGAGAGAGAGAUAGGGAUACUACUGAUAGAAGAGGGGGAAAAGGAAAAGAUGAAAAGGAUGACAGAUCAAAGCAGAUUCAAAAAAGCUCAACAAGUCAUAGCAGAAAUUCAGAGUCACGAUCACCAAGAGGGAGAAGUCGAAGUAGAAGGGAAAACUCUUCACAUGUCCAAGGGAGUGUUUCAAGUGAUGAGCCUUCUGAUAGUAUGAAAAAGAGAAAGCAUCAUUCCCGUAAAAACAGCAUGUCUCCCUCACCUCCAAAAUCUAGAAACAGACGAAUUUCGCGGUCUCCACAUAGCAAGCAUUCUCACCGCAGGCAUUCACCUUAUUCAUCUGGCAACAGGACGAGGCGGUCCAGAUCAAGAACUCCAGUCAAAAGGAGAUAGAAGACAAUGGGCAGGGCCAGAUGCCUGGGCAUCCCCGAGAGACAAUAGAAGGCAUAUUGAAUUACUGCUGUGGUGCUAUCUAGUGCUUUUUUUUUUUGAAAGGUAUCUAGUGUCCUUUGCUCCUACGACGGCAUGGUAGAACAGCAUUCCAACAGUGACAAACAUAAAGGCAAGGAAUGGGUGUAUUUUGAUGUUUAUGAGAUGUGCAUUUUGCUUUAUCGUGUUUGUAAGAUGAGCUGUAUAGCCAGUGUAGGGUAGUAUGAUCAGUAGACUCUGCAGUGGUCCCAUCAUUGACUUAACUGUGUGUCAAAAUUUAGACCAUGUACUGGUCAGCUGAGAUACGUAUUUACUUGCACAUUUCUAACUUGAGCAUUUCUCGUAA